AAAAAGAAAAAUGUAAAGAAAUACUUUAGUGGGGCAGUAUAAUAAUUUGAAGAAAGUGCCUUAAACUGUUUACACUUUUAUUAUUUUUCAAUUGAGAUAUCUGAAUGAUUGAAAACUGACUUCAGAUAUAAUUUAAAUAUUUCUCUUACAGCUGGAAAUGACACUUACUUAAAGGGUAGAACAGAGACACACACAUGUAGUCCUGCAGUUCAGAUUCUGCUUCUAGUUUUCUAAUAAAAUUUGUUGAAAGAACCUGCCAAUUUAUUAACAUCUUCAAACCCAGGAGGCUGAAAAUUAUGGCUACUGUACUAUAUUCCACACUGCAGUUGAAAAAAAGUCUUCUGCUUCAUCUGAGGUCAAGAGAUUGCUUUGCUUCCUUAAGAGCAUUGUUAAGGGUCUGAUAAUUUAAGAAAUUUAAGAUAAAAUAAUGCAUGUGUGUAUGUUAAAGAAAAAGCAGAGUAAUAGUCUACUAUAUAGAAAGACUUCUAAAUUGCUUUUUCAAUUGAAAAACAAGCAGGACUCAAUUUAAAAAAUAAGUAUUGGCACUGAUAAUAAAAAUUGAUUUUUUCUCUCUGCAUCUUGCAAUGAGUUCACUGUUUAAAAAAAUCAGAACUUAUUUUUCUAAAAAUCUGUGGACUCUGUAAAAGUUAACUUGCCUAAUCAAUAUGCUCAAGAAGUUUUCUGAGCAACUUGUAUUUUUGCCUUCCCUAUUCACACUAUAUAAAAACCACACUUUAUUUCCUUUCUUUUUCUGAGAAAGCUUUAAAUUAACUAAUUUACUCAGUCUAUGGAAUUCUAGGCCAUGUAGAUCUUGAUUGUACUUCUAACUUCACCACUCACUCUUUAACAGUGUACAGGCUAAUUAUGCUCAUCUGUAAAAUAAGAAUAACAGAUAUUUCCUAGGAUUAUUAUGAGAGCUAACUGAGAUAAUAUGCCUAAAGUUCCCAGCUCACAGCCCUGUGGGUCUCAUAAGACAGGUGGCCACACUGUUAGUUCCUUUCCUGUUCUCCACCUGUCUCCCUCUCCUGUUCCCCACCCCUCUCCACAACUUAACCUCAAAAUAAUGCAUAAGUAAUUGUAGGGAAAUUAGCAUGAGUGCCCAAAUGCAUGUGUGACUGAAUUAACUCAGCAGUGAACUUGGCAUUCCAUAGCUAACCUUUCCCCUUCAUUAAUCCCCUUCUCCAGCCCCCUCAAACACAGAAGUACAACAGGACACCAGGUGAGCUAUGUAACCAGCCAUGCACGUAAGCAUUUUCUACCAGAGUUUCGACUAGUCUUGUUCUGCCUCAAACACUAGACAGGGCUCAUGUUGCUCACAGUUAACUGACUCUGGCCAUGUGGUGGCUGCCCUCAAGGUCCGCCACAAAGAGAACAGCAGUUCAAUAAAAUCUUGAACUCUAUUUAUAGCCCACUUGAAACAAGCAGUUUCCUUGAAGCCCAAGAAGCCUUCCUUGAGAAUGCAGCAAGUAAUUUACUAGUCCCAGUACUAACUGGGGAGAUAGAGGGGGGGACAUGCAGCAAGUGCAUUUUUUCAAGUACUGCACAUAUAGAAAGCAUUUUCUCCUACACUCUGUCCCAUUUCACCCUCAUGUCCCCAGCCAAGGAAGAAGACAAAACAGGCACUAGUAACAAAUCCCUGUUUUAUAGAUUACAAAAUUGAUGCCUAGGGGCUUAAAUUGCUAAUGAACAGUGGUGGUUGGAGAAAGAGGUAAAACAAAAUGUCUAAAGAGUCAGAAUAAUUUCUUGCUCAUGCAAUCAAUGUAAAAUUCAGUAAGUCAUUAUUUUCCUAUUAAAAAAUGUAUACAAUAAAGAAGAAGUGUUUUGUAAAGCACAUGCAAGAUUAAAAAAUGUUAUCUCUCCACUUCUAAGAAGAUCAAAAUAUGAGAAAUAAAAACUUAGAGAGACUCUACAGGGAAAUAUUUAUUAAAAUGUUUGUAUCUAUUUAUAAUAUAUAUUCAGAGUGAUUAUAUUUUUUGGCAAGAAAUGUCUUCUUAAAGACCCCCCAAAUUAAAAUGUGCAUAAUUGAGACUAAUUUUGAAAAAUAUGAUAGGAAUUUUUAUGAGAAAUUUUAAUUGACUCUGUCAGUCAGCUCUGAAAUAAAUACAUCUUUACUAUUUUUUUUAAUAUGGGAGUUUGAAUAAUUCCAGUAUGUAUGCAAACACAAGACUUUAUUAUAUGAGUUUAUGGGCCAGAAAUCACUUUGCUCUUAGAAUUAAUUUGAUUUUGGUAAAUAUUUUAAUUUUCUACAACCCUUCUUUGAGCCCUGUUACCUGGAAACCUGAAAAUAAUAAACAACUUUUUGGCUUGAGAGGGAUGUCUGGGCAAUUGGAAUAGCUACACUGAAGUCUGUGUGUGUGAGUGUGUGUGUGUGCGUGCAUGCGCAUGUGUGUAUUUAGAGAGAGAGAGGUUAUUGCCUGGGUUGGUUGCUUGGCUUGGUGCCAUUUGGGAUUCUCAGAUUUACUGCGUCUCUGACCUCCUAUUGUCCCAGCUCUGAUUUAUGGAGUUCAGAAUCUCGAAAGGCAAGGUGUCUGGAGUUUAGGGUCUUUCCAUGACAGCCCCUCCUCUUCCCUGUAUACUCCUUUUGCUUGUGGUCACCUUGUGGUGACCUUGCAGGACUCAGCGUUUUUACCUGAGCUUAGUAGCUGGGGAGCCCACUAGUGCUGGGGAGCGAGCCGUGGUUUCCAUUCCUGGGUGAUGGAGUCAUGGGAGAAACUGCAGUGAGCAAACACAGUAGGACCUGAGUUGGGCUCGAAUGUGCUUUAAGCGGCUCAGGACAGAGCAGCUGCUCUGUCUCCCAGCUUGAAAGUGCAGCCUGCAUUUGUCACUGACCACUGAAGUGUAUGUUUGGGCAAGGUGAGAGCUGGGUGCUUUGUUCUUAAUUUGGAGACAAAUUGCCAGGAGGUGAUCGAGAUCGGAUGACAGCAAAUCAUGAGAGCUACCUCCUCAUGGCAAGCACCCAGAAUGAUAUGGAAGACUGGGUGAAGUCCAUCCGCCGAGUCAUAUGGGGACCUUUUGGAGGAGGCAUUUUUGGACAGAAACUGGAGGAUACUGUUCGUUAUGAGAAGAGAUAUGGGAACCGUCUGGCUCCAAUGUUGGUGGAGCAAUGCGUGGACUUUAUCAGACAAAGGGGGUUGAAAGAAGAGGGUCUCUUCCGACUGCCAGGCCAGGCUAAUCUUGUUAAGGAGCUCCAAGAUGCCUUUGACUGUGGGGAGAAGCCAUCAUUUGACAGCAACACAGAUGUACACACGGUGGCAUCACUUCUUAAGCUGUAUCUCCGAGAACUUCCAGAACCAGUUAUUCCUUAUGCGAAGUAUGAAGAUUUUUUGUCAUGUGCCAAACUGCUCAACAAGGAAGAGGAAGCAGGUGUUAAGGAAUUAGCAAAGCAGGUGAAGAGUUUGCCAGUGGUAAAUUACAACCUCCUCAAGUAUAUUUGCAGGUUCUUGGAUGAAGUACAGUCAUAUUCGGGAAUUAACAAAAUGAGUGUGCAGAACUUGGCAACUGUCUUUGGUCCUAAUAUCCUGCGUCCCAAAGUGGAAGAUCCUUUGACUAUCAUGGAGGGCACUGUGGUGGUCCAGCAGUUGAUGUCAGUGAUGAUUAGCAAACAUGACUGCCUCUUUCCCAAAGACACAGAACUACAGAGCAAGCCCCAAGAUGGAGUGAGCAACAACAACAAUGAAAUUCAGAAGAAAGCCACCAUGGGGCAGUUACAGAACAAGGAAAACAAUAACACCAAGGACAGCCCUGGUAGGCGGUGCUCCUGGGACAAGUCAGAGUCACCCCAGAGAAGCAGCAUGGACAAUGGAUCCCCCACUGCUCUAUCAGGCAGCAAAACCAACAGCCCAAGGAACAGUGUUCACAAGCUAGAUGUGUCCAGAAGCCCCCCUCUCAUGGUCAAAAAGAACCCAGCUUUUAAUAAGGGUAGUGGGAUAGUUACCAAUGGGUCCUUCAGCAGCAGCAAUGCAGAAGGUCUUGAGAAAACCCAAAUCACCCCCAAUGGGAGCCUACAAGCCAGAAGGAACUCUUCACUGAAGGGAUCUGGUACCAAAAUGGGCACACACAGUGUACAGAAUGGAACAGUGCGCAUGGGCAUUUUGACCAGUGACACACUCGGGAAUCCCGCAAAUGGUCGAAACAUGAGCUGGCUGCCAAAUGGCUAUGUGACCCUGAGGGAUAACAAGCAGAAAGAACAAGCUGGAGAGUCAGGCCAGCACAACAGACUGUCCACCUAUGAUAACGUCCAUCAACAGUUCUCCAUGAUGAACCUUGAUGACAAGCAGAGCAUCGACAGCGCCACCUGGUCCACUUCCUCCUGUGAAAUCUCCCUCCCCGAGAACUCCAACUCUUGUCGCUCUUCCACCACCACCUGCCCAGAGCAAGACUUUUAUGGAGGGAACUUUGAGGACCCUGUUUUGGAUGGGCCUCCACAGGAUGACCUCUCCCACCCCAGGGACUAUGAAAGCAAAAGUGACCAUAGGAGUGUAGGAGGUCGAAGUAGUCGUGCCACCAGCAGCAGUGACAACAGUGAGACAUUUGUUGGUAACAGUAGCAGCAACCACAGUGCACUGCACAGUUUAGUUUCCAGCCUGAAACAGGAAAUGACCAAACAGAAGAUAGAGUAUGAGUCCAGGAUAAAGAGCUUAGAACAGCGAAACUUGACUUUGGAAACAGAAAUGAUGAGCCUCCAUGAUGAACUGGAUCAGGAGCGGAAAAAGUUCACAAUGAUAGAAAUAAAAAUGCGAAAUGCCGAGCGAGCAAAAGAAGAUGCCGAGAAAAGAAAUGACAUGCUACAGAAAGAAAUGGAGCAGUUUUUCUCCACGUUUGGAGAGCUGACCGUGGAACCCAGGAGAACCGAGAGAGGAAACACAAUAUGGAUCCAGUGAACCUGCUUCCUCCUGCUGUCUCUGAUGGCUCUGGGAAGGACUCUGGGGAUUCUAGGGGGAGAUGACUUAGAACCAGGUGGCUGGUCACCUGGAUGUACAGAGGUCUAACUGGUGAAGGAAUAUCAUUUACAGACAUUAGCCAUCCAUAACUGCAAUGUGUACCAAAGUUAUAUCAUGCCCCAUAAUGCUACUGUCAAGUGUUACAACUGGAUAUGUGUAUAUAGAGUAGUUUUUCGAAAGUAAACUAAAAAUGAGAAGCAUAUUUCAAGAAUUAUUUUAUUGCAAGUCUUGUAUUUAAAAUGUUAAAUCAAUAUGUUGUUGCAAUUUAGCUUGCUGUCAAGCUUCACCCCUUGCACUUAACAUAAGCUAUUUUUGGCAUUGUGUUAUCAUCGGCUUAUUUUAUAGAUCAAUAUUUUUAUUUCCCUUUUUGCUGAGGAAAUGAAAAUAAGCAAAAAAAAAAAAUAUAUAUAUAUAUAUAUAAAUAUAUGCUAUUAAAAAGAAUACUUUGUGGCUGUGCUGUUUGUGCCAAUAGACUUUGUCAUGACCAAAAAGAGAUAUGUAAAGAGUUUUAUAAAAUACAGUCGAAUCACCAGGAACCUUUGAGCUGCUUUUAAAAUUCUUCUCCGGCACUGCUCAGUUUUGCUUUUGUGAGAUGACUUGACAUAGAACUUUGAGAUUCCAUGAGAAAGCCCCCUUCUGAUGUCCACUGUCCACCCUGCCAGAUCCUCAGAUGCAUAUCUGCAACACAAAAUGCUCCUUAGAGAAGAAAUAUGAUAAAAAAUGGCAUUUAACCAUUCAGGCGUUGAAUUACUCUGUCCUUCUGGACUGAAUCUCUGAACUGCAGGAUAGUCACAGAGAAAUUCUUCCUGCUAUUUAGGAAUUGGAAAACAAUGCUUAUUAAACCAUGCCCACAUGAGCACCCGUCUCCCGCUCAACCCUCUUCCACCUCCCAUCAACUGCACUUUGGAAUACCAGCAGUGAAAUGUUGUUACUGUGUCCCUCUCAGUGAAACUGCUGGAGCGUGUGCCAUGUAGUGACCUUUUUUUCUCACUCAGACUAUUGCCAUCUGGGUCUCUCCCUACCCCAGCUGGCAAAGGUGGUUUGUAGCAAGAAGAUAAUUGGAAUGGUGAGGGGCGGGGGGUGCAGGAGGAGGAGAAAAGUUUGGAAGAAACAAACUAUUUUGCUUCUCAUUUGACAGUAUCAGUCUUUCCUGUUGAAACAUAAAAUAAUUUUAAGUGGUGAAUGCCUAAAGUUCUAAUUUUGACAAAUAUGGGAACCUCAGCAUUGCUAUUUUCUAGAAAAGCCCAGGGCUCUCUGGAGCUAGAGUUUUGGGAGAACAGUUCUUCACAAUAAGGCAAUAGUUUUGAGAAGCCAGGCAAAUAAUCUUUCUCACACUGGAACAAAAAGUUACAAAAGGCAUAAAUGGAAAUAAAGUCUACAUACUUAAGUUUAUUGGGUUUGUAUUGAAGGUUGAAUGUUUGCAUGUUUUUAUUUAUUUUCAAGAGGGAAAGUGGUCUGUACUGCUUUCAUCCUUACCACUGUCCUACUUUCAUUUCUACCCUUCCACCGACCGAGCAUCUGUGGUCCUGUGGUAUCAACCAGUAUCUUUAUAGCAAUAACUUCUUAAUUCCCUUCUCUCUCUUCCCAAUUAUUUAACCAGUUACUUCCACCUGGACAUACUAUAGGAAAUUCAAACUCAAAAUGUGAAAAUUGAUCUUAAUAACUCUCCCUUCAAUCUUUUCAUCUUUUUCUAGUCCUUAUCCUAGUUGAUAAAAACCUCAGACUCAUCCAGGAAGCUAUAUGAUGCACUAGUUAAAAAAAAAAAAAA
Sapajus apella (tufted capuchin) is the source of this 6708-nucleotide messenger RNA. It is a transcript of the gene ARHGAP24, whose product is annotated as Rho GTPase activating protein 24. Gene Ontology annotation, molecular function: GTPase activator activity. Lineage: Eukaryota; Metazoa; Chordata; Mammalia; Primates; Cebidae. The coding region runs from base 2916 to 4880 and encodes 654 amino acids. The transcript is spliced from 8 exons. The record is from RefSeq and is a predicted model, not a curated record. Gene Ontology annotation, cellular component: focal adhesion. Gene Ontology annotation, biological process: activation of GTPase activity; signal transduction; negative regulation of Rac protein signal transduction.